GAGAAACAGUGAUGCAAAGAAAGCAAACACACUUCCUGCCUCCGAGUUCCCACGGCUGCUUCUCAUCUGUGUCUCUUUCUGUCGUCGAGGGACAUCUGACUGAGGACGGAGCGGCUCUGUUUGUCCCUAAAUCCAGGCUCCGGCAGCCUCCCUCACCCUCAGUCAGCCUCGUGACCUCUGACCCCCGCUGACAUGGCUCCCACCCUGGCCACGGCGUUCGCCCGCCGCUGGUGGAUGGCGGUGACGGCGGUCAUCGAGAACCUGCUCUUCUCUGCGGUGCUGCUGGGCUGGGGGUCCCUGCUCAUCAUGCUGAAGUCUGAGGGCUUUUACUCCUACAUGUGCAAACGACCAGAAAACAGCUCCAGCCUCAACAUCUCCAGCUCUGCGCCGUCGGACUCUGAGGAGUACCUGGAGAUGAACGGCUGGCCCAUCUGCCAGGACCAGGACGAGAUGCUGAACCUGGCCUUCACCGUGGGCUCCUUCCUGCUGUCGGCCAUCACCCUGCCCAUGGGCAUCGUCAUGGACAAAUAUGGUCCCAGGAAGCUACGACUUCUGGGCAGUGCCUGCUUUGGCUUCUCCUGCCUCCUCAUCGCCUACGGUGCCAACGAUCCCAACAAUCUGUCCAUCCUGAUCUUCUUUGCUUUGGCGAUGAACGGGUUUGGAGGCAUGUGCAUGACCUUCACUUCUCUGACACUGCCCAACAUGUUUGGAGACCUGCGGUCGACCUUCAUCGCCCUGAUGAUCGGAUCCUACGCCUCCUCUGCCGUCACCUUCCCGGGCAUCAAGGUGAUCUAUGAUCUGGGUGCCACCUUCAUCAUCAUCCUGCUGGUUUGGGCCGCCUGCGCCUGCCUCGUCUUCUUCAACUGCUUCCUUAACUGGCCUCUGGAGCCCUUCCCCGGCCCGGAGGACAUGGACUACACGGUGAAGAUCAAGUUCAGCUGGCUGGGCUUCGACCACAAGAUCACAGGGAAGCAGUUUUAUCGGCAGGUGACCACGGUGGGGCGCCGCCUCAGUGUAGGCAACUCCAUGAAGCAGCAGCACCAUCAGCCCAAAGACCUGGAAACACAGGAGGCCAACAAGCUGUGCCUGUCCACCGUCGACCUGGAGGUGAAGUGCAAAGACAAGGAUCAGACUCAGUCCUUCAUGAAGAGCAUCUUCAGUCCCAUCUUCCUCCUCAGCCUCAUCACCAUGUGUGUGACUCAGCUGCGUCUCAUCUUCUACAUGGGCGCCAUGAACACCAUCCUGGACUCGCUGACGGAGGGAGACCUCAGCACAGUGAGCGUCUACACGUCCAUCUUUGGCGUGCUCCAGCUUCUGUGUCUGAUCACCUCCCCUGUGAUCGGCUACGUCAUGGACUGGAAGCUCAAAGACUGCGAGGACGACAAUGGCAAGAUUACCACGAGGGAGCCGGGUCAGCCCCGACGCCCCGACAAACAGAUCCAGAAGAUCAUCAACGCCACCAGAGCCUUCAUCUUCACCAACAUGCUCCUGGUUUGCUUCGGAGGCAGCUGCCUCAUCCCCAACCUGCAGCUUCAGAUUCUGUCGUUUAUCUUGCACACCAUCGUCAGAGGCUUCAUCCACUCUGCAGUCGGAGGCCUCUACGCUGCUGUGUACCCGUCCUCUCAGUUCGGCAGCCUGACAGGCAUGCAGUCUCUGAUCAGCGCUCUGUUCGCCCUGCUGCAGCAGCCGCUCUUCAUGGCCAUGGUGGGACCCCUGGAGGGAGACCCUCUCUGGGUGAACGUGGGCCUGUUGGUGCUGAGCAUGCUGGGAUUCUGCCUGCCCCUCUACCUGCUGUGUCACAGCCGCCACCUGCAGCGCAUCAGAGACGAGCGCGACGACGACCCCAAGAUCUACGCUAAGAUUAAUAACGACAGCAAGCCCGAGGCGUUCGUCUAGACUCGUGAGGGAAGAGAUGAUGAGUUACACUUCAUAAAAGAAAGAUGGGAUGGGGGGGGGGGAGGGGACGGCGGCGGCGGCCUCCUGCCCGUGUGACACCCGUGUGACGCCCGUGAUCCCUCACAUUCCCCAUAAACACUCUCACAUGACUACACACCACUGUGACACCCAGUCUCACCCUCUGCUACUACACACUGUGACAAACCUCUCUCACACACACCAACACACACCAACACACACACACACACACACACACACACACACACACACACACACACACACACACACACACACACACACACACACACACACACACACACACUCCCUCGACUGAAUCACACUGAGGAGAAAAAAGUGAGAAAGAAGCAAUGGACUUGUUAUAUCUCCACUCUUCAUCAUUUUUAUUUUCUUACUGUUACGUCUGCCAGACGGAUCUAAAGUAAAAAUAUAGAAGAAGAAGAAGAUGCCAGCCAAUAGAAACUGAUAUUUUGGAGGAGAGAGGUGUGUGUGUGUGUGUGUGUGUGUGUGUGUGUGUGUGUGUGUGUGUGUGUGUGUGUGCUUUUAAAGCCACCUCACACAGACUGACUGUGGUGUUGUGAACAUGUACAGCAGUGACGACUUUUGUCUUAGUUUUGAGGACUUAAAUGUCCUUUGGGAGACACACACACACACACACACACACACACACACACACACACUUCCUCUUGUGCUCCAGGGUUUUAACAGACUGUUAGAUUAGUAGCAGCUCAGAUUGAAACACGCAGUGCGAUGUCUUUUUAAUCAUGAUGCACAGAUAAGUUAGUCAAGAAAACACUGCAGUGUGUGUGUGUGUGUGUGUGUGUGUGUGUGUGUGUGUGUGUGUGUGUUACAUAAUGCAGUGAUGCAGAUAAACUACACUGCAUGAUGCAGGAGACAGUGCUGGCCCGAUAUCAGGGACGUGCACAAUGACAUUUAAAAUGUCCACUCUGGAGGAAAAAACAAAGAUUUCUUUUUGCUCCAUUUUACAACAAUUUCCAAAUUUCCAACAGAUUUAAAUAACAAUAUUUAACGACAUUAAGCUACAUGCUGCGUGUGUGCACGUCCCUGAACUAUGUUACGGUUUCACACUACUUGCCACGUCCGUCCGUUUUGUAUUUGUUUGGCUCAUGAAUUCCUUUUGUGUGUUUUGAAACAUGUCACGUUUUCUUUUCUCCAGAUGUAUUUUCUUGCAAUAUGAUCGCAGGUGUUGAAUAUUUUCUCCCUGAACAUGAUCUGAGGGGGAAAUGUGUUUAAAGUAGGUCGACAGAGAUGUUAGACGUGGUGUGUUUUUAAAGCGGCGUGGAGGCACAGACAAUCUUCCCGCGACACACGAGAAUAUGGCGUUUUGAUUCGUUGUAGCAAUAAGUGCUUCUGUGAGGUGCUGGGCAACACGAUGAUACACAGUCACACACACAGUUUAUUUUUAUCUGUAUUUCUAAAAGGUGCUAAUUGAAUAAAUUUUGCAUUUUGAUUUAA
Cottoperca gobio is the source of this 3390-nucleotide messenger RNA. RefSeq names its product large neutral amino acids transporter small subunit 4-like. The record is from RefSeq and is a predicted model, not a curated record. Gene Ontology annotation, molecular function: L-amino acid transmembrane transporter activity; neutral L-amino acid transmembrane transporter activity. Lineage: Eukaryota; Metazoa; Chordata; Actinopteri; Perciformes; Bovichtidae. The coding region runs from base 193 to 1896 and encodes 567 amino acids. The transcript has 14 exons. Gene Ontology annotation, biological process: transmembrane transport; neutral amino acid transport.